This is a messenger RNA of Ctenocephalides felis (cat flea), 2190 nucleotides long. It is a transcript of the gene Esp, whose product is annotated as sodium-independent sulfate anion transporter. Gene Ontology annotation, biological process: transmembrane transport. The record is from RefSeq and is a predicted model, not a curated record. Gene Ontology annotation, molecular function: sulfate transmembrane transporter activity. Gene Ontology annotation, cellular component: membrane. NCBI's taxonomy places the organism in Eukaryota, Metazoa, Arthropoda, Insecta, Siphonaptera, Pulicidae. The transcript has 12 exons. Bases 259 to 2190 code for a protein of 643 amino acids.
AUCCAGCAAUCAAUUAUUAACUUAUAAUCUAGUUUACAACGUGUGUUAAAAUUAAAACGAUUAAUUAACAUUAAACAGAGACAUAGUACAUUUUGUUGUACAAUUGUAUAUAUUGUUGUGUAUGUUUUGUGUGUUGUUAUAAAUAAAAAGUUGUCGAGUUACUUUAUAAUUACUUUUGUGCAAAAAAAUUAAUGCUGGUGGGCUCAUGACACUUUCAAUCAAAACCUCCAAAUAACAAAUACCCUCAAAAUAUAAAAAAUGAAAGAAAACGGCAAAAGAAACCCCGAAAUGCACGCCUAUGUCAACCACGGCCUGGUCGUGUCCAGCUCAGAUGUCCCAGAACCCCAUGGGUUCCUCCAGGGCAGCAACGAAUUCAUUUUAACCGAUGAUAAACAAUCAAAAACCAAAGAGAGAUUGAAAUCGAUGAUGCCUGUCGCCAAACGGAAACUGCAAGGUGCUUGUUCGAAAAAAAUGUUGUAUAAAAGAUUGCCGAUAUUAAAUUGGCUACCAAAGUAUAAUUCAACGGACGCCGUUGGCGAUUUGGUUGCAGGAAUAACUGUCGGUCUGACUGUGAUACCACAAUCUUUAGCAUAUUCAAAUAUAGCACAUCUACCUCCUCAGUACGGUUUAUACAGUUCCUUCCUCGGUUGUCUCAUCUACAUAGUCCUUGGGAGCUGCAAAGAUGUCCCAAUGGGCCCCACAGCAAUAGCUUCUUUAUUAACAUUCCAAUCUACAAAAGAUUUGGGAGUCGAAUACGCCAUCCUGCUCUGUUUCCUGUCAGGAGUCGUCGAAAUCGCCAUGGGCGUCCUAGGAUUAGGUUUCCUGAUCGACUUCGUGUCUGGUCCAGUAGCAUCAGGGUUCACUUCUGCAGUUGCUCUGAUUAUUGUCACGUCACAAGUUAAAGAUGUUUUGGGUAUUGAAACAAGCGGGAGUACAUUUUUAGAUAUGUGGUCAAGUAUAUCUAAAAAUAUUUCCGAUUCCCAAAUGUGGGACUGCGUGAUGGGUGCUGCUUGUAUUAUUAUUCUACUCAUCAUGAGGUUAAUAGCCAUGUUGAAAAUCGGUCCAGCAGACGAUGCAUUGAAGUCCAAAAAGCAAAAAGUGAUCAACAAAAUGUUAUGGUUAAUUGGAACUGCCAGAAAUGCCAUUCUGGUGGUAGUCUGCGGUUUAAUUGGAUAUGCCUUGACCGACAGCGAUUUAAAAACACCUUUUAAAGUCAUAGGUGAAGUACCUUCUGGACUUCCCCAAGUGAUGCUGCCACCAUUUUCCGUGGAGCGCAACAACGAGACCAUCAAUUUCUUCCAAAUGACUUCUCAACUCGGUUCUGGAAUUAUAGUUGUACCUUUGGUGUCCUUGUUGGAAAACAUUGCAAUCUGCAAAGCUUUUGCAAAUGGUAAAUCAGUUGAUGCCACUCAGGAAUUGUUGGCUAUCGGAGCAGCCAAUGUGGGAAAUUCUUUCGUUCAAGGUUUUCCUGGUACUGGUUCUUUAAGUCGAGGGGCUGUUAACAAUGCCAGUGGUGCCAGGACUCCUUUGGGAGGUCUUUACACAGGAUUGUUGGUGAUAGCGGCUUUGCUGUUUUUCACUCCGUACUUCUUUUUCAUACCAAAGGCUUCUCUUGGAGCAAUAAUCAUAGCAGCUGUGGUCUUCAUGGUUGAAGUUAAAGUUGUGAAACCAAUGUGGAGAACUAAAAAAAGCGAUUUGAUUCCUGGAAUCUUCACAUUUGUUGCUUGCCUAGUGUUUCCUUUGGAAUAUGGUAUUUUAGUUGGCAUCGGGAUAAAUGUGAUCUUCAUUCUUUAUCAUGCAGCAAGACCAAAGAUUUCUUUAGAAAUUUUGACGAGUCCUGCUGGUGCAACCUACCUGAUGCUGACCCCAGAUAGAUGUUUAAUCUUCCCAUCAGUGGACUAUGUCCGCAACAUUGUCAACAAACAAUCAACCAAGAACCACCAGACUUUAUACCCUGUCGUAAUAGAUUGCUCCCAUGUCUAUGGAGCUGACUACACGGCUGCUACAGUCAUCAAAAUCUUGAUAGAAGAUUUCAGGAAACGUAAUCAAGGUUUAUAUUUCUAUAAUCUGAAACCUAGUGUCUGCCAGACGUUCGAGGCUUUAAGUGCAGAACAUCUGGUAGUAUUUUAUAGAAGGGAAUGUUUAGAUGAUCUGUUAAAACAGACGGAGAGUAGUACUGAAAAAGUGUAG